AUGGAUGCUAUUCAAAAAGAAACACUUUUGUCACUUUCAAAUUCUGUGAAGCUGCUGUUACAAAAGAUUGUUUCUACGGAGUUCGUGGACAACAUCAAGAUGAUGAAUCUUGACGUUUCACUCUUGGAAAAGGUGCAGAAAACACUUGUGGAUCUUGAAGAAGUACUUUAUCAUGCUGACAACAAACUCAUCCCCUGUCAAGCUAACAACAAAUCGCUCAAUUUCUUGAGACGUCUUGUUUUUGAAGUUGCCUAUUUGCUUGAUGAAAGCCACUUUUUAUGGUAUCCCGUAAUUACUGCUAAACUGCUCGAAAUUCAUUCUCGUUUGCCUUUUCUCAUCACAGUGAUUAAAUCUAAAACUGAAUAUUUAAUUCAAAUAUUACAUGGCUCAAGUUCCGGAGAACAACUUGGUGAUGAUGAGUCUUCUAUUUAUGGAAGAGACGCUGAUGUUGAGAAACUUAAACAUCUUUUGUUGUCUAGUGAUAGUAAAAUAAGAGUGAUUUCCAUUGUUGGUAUGGGAGGGAUUGGUAAAACAGCCCUUGCUAAACACCUUUACAAUCUUCCUCAAAUUAACGAGAAUUUUGAGUUAAAACUGUGGGCUGAUUUCUCAAAUGAUGUUGAUGAUUUCAGUGUUUUUGAAAACAUUCUUCACUCUAUUACUUCACAAACAACCACAAGUAAUGAUACAACUGAUAUGAAUACUGUUUACCCAAGUUUUUUGCUAGUACUGGAUGGUGUGUGGGAUGAAAGAUUUGUCAAUUGGACAUUACUCAUGGAUAUCUUUAAUGCUGGGGAAACACGGAGUAGAAUCAUUGUCACAACACGAGAUGAAAGAGUUGCAAUAUCCAUGAAAACCUUUCUUUCUGUUCACUAUCUGAGACCCUUGGAAGCUCAAGAUUGCUGGUCUUUACUGGUCGAACACACAUUUGGAGGACAUCACUUCGAUCGACUAUCCUAUCAAGAAGAAAUUGGCACAUUUAAAAAAGAAAUGCGAGACAAAAUUGGCCGAAAAAUUGCAAAAAAGUGUGAUGGAUUACCACUAGCUGCUGUAGAACAUGGGGCUAUUCUUCGUAUUUCAUCAUCAAACCCAUAUGAAUGGAAUUAUGUGCUAGAAAGUCCCCUCCAGAAAACACCUUACGAUGUGCUAGCCUCUCUCAAAUUGAGCUACUAUUUCCUUUCUGAUUCUUUAAAACAGUGUUUUCAAUAUUGUUCAAGCUUUCCGAAGAAGUCCAUUUUAGAAAAAAAGAUGGUUGUUCAGUUGUGGAUUGCAGCAGGCUUACUAGAAUCAUCGUCCACAAAUCAAGAAAAAGUUGGAGAAGAAUACUUUGACGAACUAGUGUCAAGGUCAUUGAUACAUCGGCGGUCUAUUGGUGAUGAGGAAACAAACUUUGGAAUGCACAACUUCAUCCAUGAUUUAGCUACUGAGGUUUCAUCUCCAGAGGUUUCUUCUUCAUACUGUAUCAGUAUGGACAAACAUAACCCAGAUGAUAGGAUGCAAAAUUUCUCAUACAAUAGAGGGACAUAUGAUUCAUAUGAAAAAUUUGAUAAAUUAUUCGGAGUAAAAGGUCUGCAUACCUUUCUAGCAUUCCCAUUACAAGAACAAUUGCCUCUUGGUUUGCUAUCAAACAAGGUAGUGCAUGACUUGCUGCCAACAAUGAAACAAUUACGCAUGUUGUCUCUGUCAAGCUACAAGAGUAUCACCAAGGUUCCCAAGUCUAUUGGAAAUUUGAUAGACCUGCGGUACUUAAAUCUUUCUCACACUAGUAUUGAGAGGCUGCCAUCUGAAACAUGCAAGCUUUACCAUCUGCAGUUCUUGUUGUUGGCAGGUUGUAAAAGGCUCACUGAAUUGCCGGAGGACAUGGGAAAAUUGGUUAAUCUAUACUACCUUGACGUUAGUAACACCGCAUUGAAGGAGAUGCCGGAGGACAUGGGAAAAUUGGUUAAUCUACGCCACCUUGACGUUAGUGAUACUGUAUUGAGGGAGAUGCCGAUUCAAAUAACCAAACUACAAAAUCUCAAAACUCUGUCCGACUUUGUUGUCAGCAAAAAUAAUGAAGGAUUGAAGGUUGCAGAUCUGGGAAAAUUUCCCAACCUACAUGAAAAACUUUCCAUAUCACAGCUACAAAAUGUUAAUGACCCCAAUGAAGCUUUUAAAGCCAAUAUGAAGAUGAAAGAACGAAUAGACAAAUUAGCUUUAGAAUGGGAUUAUGGUACUGCUUUUUCAGAUCAACGAAAUCAUCGUAUUGUACUAGAACACAUGCAACCCUCAACAAAUUUGAAAAGUCUCACCAUCAAAGGCUAUGGUGGAGUCAGCGUUCCAAAUUGGUUGGGUGAUUCUUUAUAUGAUAGUAUGGUGUAUUUAAGGAUCUCAAAUUGUGAUAACUGUAUUUGGCUUCCACCCCUUGGACAAUUGGGUAAUUUGAAAGAACUCAAUAUUGAUUCGAUGCUUUCAAUAAAAAGUGUUGGUAUAGAGUUCUAUGGAAGUGAUGGUUCUGCUUCAUUUCAACCAUUUCCCUCCUUGGAGACUCUACACUUUGAGGAUAUGCCUGAGUGGGAGGAGUGGAACGUGAUUGGAGGCCCGACUAUGAAUUUUCCAAGUCUCAAACAUUUGUUGCUAAGUAAAUGUCCUAAACUGCAGGGAGACAUACCUUACAAACUUCCUUCCUUAACUGAAUUUGAGUUAAAAGGAUGUCCUUUACUGGUGGAGUCAAGACAUUCAGAUGAUAAUAACAAUAUCAUAAUUAUAGCUCCAAUUUCAGAUGUAUUCAACAGAUUGAUGCUUUCUCUUAAUUCUCUUCAACAGUUGACCAUAGACGACUUUCCAUCUCUAACGUCUUUCCCAACAGUCGGUCUACCAAAAACCUUGAAAUUUCUCAAAAUCAGUAAUUGUGAGAAUCUAGAGUUUCUACCUCAUGGAUACUUGCACAAUUACACAUUGCUCGAGGAAUUGAAAAUAUCUUAUAGCUGUAAUUCGAUGAUAUCAUUUAGCUUGGGUGUUUUCCCUGUCCUCAAGAGUCUGUUUAUUGAAGGUUGUAUAAAUUUGAAAUCGAUAUUAAUUGCAGAAGAUGCGUCACAAAAGAGUCUCUCAUUUCUUAGAAGCAUAAAAAUAUGGGAUUGUAGUGUAUUGGAGUCAUUUCCUCCUGGUGGAUUGACCACUCCAAACCUCGUUUGUUUUGCACUGUGGAAAUGUGAGAAGCUUCCUUCACUACCAAAAGCAAUGCACACUCUAACUCACCUUCGAGAAAUGGAAAUUGAUAAUCUACCAAAUCUUCAAUUAUUUGUCAUAUAUGAUUUACCUAGCAGUUUACAAGAACUGACUGUUGGUUCUGUUGGAGGGAUUAUGCGGAAUACUGGGCCAACUUGGAAAUAUCUCACAUGUCUUUCAGUGUUGCGGAUUAACAGCGAUGAUUCGGUGAACAUGAUGAUGGGGCCUUUUCUACCUGCAUCGCUUUUGACUCUAUGCAUCUAUGAUUUUAAUGAUGCAGUCAUUGGUGGGAAGUGUUUUCAACAUCUAAAGUCUCUCCAAAAACUUGAAAUUGUUAAUGCUCCCAAACUCAAGUCAUUGCCAAAAGAGGGAUUGCCUUCCUCUCUGUAUGUACUGAGUAUCACUCGUUGUCCUCUGCUGGAAGCAAGUUUGCAGAAGAAGCGAGGAAAAGAAUGGCGUAAGAUUGCUCGCAUUCCCUUCAUAAUCAUCAAUGACAAAAUGAUCACAUGA
This is a messenger RNA of Vicia villosa (hairy vetch), 3714 nucleotides long. RefSeq names its product putative disease resistance RPP13-like protein 1. The record is from RefSeq and is a predicted model, not a curated record. Gene Ontology annotation, biological process: defense response to other organism. The transcript has a single exon. The coding region runs from base 1 to 3714 and encodes 1237 amino acids. Lineage: Eukaryota; Viridiplantae; Streptophyta; Magnoliopsida; Fabales; Fabaceae. Gene Ontology annotation, molecular function: ADP binding.